UUUAAAGGACUUUGGAAGAUGCCUUUCUUCCCAGAGGAUACAGAACCAACAGAUUUCUGUGUUAGUCCCACAAAGACAAUUUGUGUCAAUAUGAUGUUUAAUGGAACAAAUGAAUUUGAAUAUGGAGAGAAUGAGAUGUAUGACAGCAAAGUACUUAAACUACCGUAUGACUGCCAGGAAAAGGAUCGCAAACUGAGCAUGUAUGUUAUCCUUCCAAACAAAAAGUUUGGCAUCACAAAUCUUGAAAACAAGAUUGGAAAUGACUACAAAAAAUUUGAUGAUUUACUGUCUGGUUUGGUAAAACAAAAGGUUAACGUCUGGCUUCCAAAAUUUUCCUUCACUCAUGAAUUUGAUCUGACAGCAAUCCUACAGUCUCUUGGAAUGAAUGCCAUAUUCAACAAAGGUUCUCUGACAUGUAUGAGCAAUGAUACAGACCUACAAGUGACCAGCAUCCUACAUAAAGCUUUUGUGGAGGUCAAUGAGGAAGGCACAGAGGCAGCAGCUGCAACAGCUGUAAUUAUUGGAGUGACAUCUAUACAAUUUCCAAUUGAGUUUAAGGCAG
Molecule: messenger RNA, 562 nt
Organism: Owenia fusiformis
Lineage: Eukaryota; Metazoa; Annelida; Polychaeta; Sabellida; Oweniidae
Source: the annotation of a GenBank genome assembly